This is a messenger RNA of Oryza brachyantha (malo sina), 1833 nucleotides long. Its product is annotated as calcium-dependent protein kinase 25. Gene Ontology annotation, molecular function: calcium ion binding; calmodulin binding; calcium/calmodulin-dependent protein kinase activity. Lineage: Eukaryota; Viridiplantae; Streptophyta; Magnoliopsida; Poales; Poaceae. The transcript has 6 exons. Gene Ontology annotation, cellular component: cytoplasm; nucleus. Gene Ontology annotation, biological process: intracellular signal transduction; protein autophosphorylation; peptidyl-serine phosphorylation. The record is from RefSeq and is a predicted model, not a curated record. Bases 80 to 1660 code for a protein of 526 amino acids.
UAUCUGGUGGUCGUCGUCUCUUGAUGUCUGUAGCUGCCUCUCCGUCGCCGGAGCAGGCGCGCACGCAUCUCCCGACGCCAUGGGCCAGUGCUGCUCGAAGGGUGCCGGGAAGGCCGUCGCCGGCGACGAGGCGGAGCCGGGGCCAUCCAAGGCGGAGCCGCCGAGCCGCGGCACCUCGUCGAACAAAGGCAAGCAGCAGCCGUGCUCGCCGGCGGCCAACAAAAAGGCGGCAAGCCCCAUCGGCGACGUGCUCGGGCGGGCCAUGGAGGAGGUGCGCGCGACGUACUCGAUCGGCAAGGAGCUCGGGCGCGGGCAGUUCGGGGUGACCCACCUGUGCACCCACAAGGCAACCGGCGAGAAGCUGGCGUGCAAGACGAUCGCGAAGCGGAAGCUGACGAGCAAGGAGGACGUCGACGACGUCCGCCGCGAGGUGCAGAUCAUGCACCACCUCUCCGGCCAGCCCAACAUCGUCGACCUCCGGGGCGCCUACGAGGACAAGCAGAACGUCCACCUGGUGAUGGAGCUCUGCGCCGGCGGCGAGCUCUUCGACCGCAUCAUCGCCAGGGGCCACUACACGGAGCGCGCCGCGGCGGCGCUCCUCCGCGCCAUCGUGGGCAUCGUGCACACCUGCCACUCCAUGGGGGUGAUGCACCGCGACCUCAAGCCGGAGAACUUCCUGCUGCUGAGCAAGGGCGACAACGCGCCGCUCAAGGCCACCGACUUCGGCCUCUCCGUCUUCUUCAAGGAGGGCGAGGUGUUCCGCGACAUCGUCGGCAGCGCCUACUACAUCGCGCCGGAGGUGCUCAAGCGCAAGUACGGCCCCGAGGCCGACAUCUGGAGCAUCGGCGUCAUGCUCUACAUCUUCCUCGCCGGUGUGCCGCCCUUCUGGGCCGAGUCCGAGAACGCCAUCUUCACCGCCAUCCUCCGCGGCCAGAUCGACCUCGCCACCGACCCAUGGCCCAACAUCUCCUCCGGCGCCAAGGACCUCGUCAGGAAGAUGCUCAACAUCAACCCCAAGGAGAGGCUUACAGCAUUCCAAGUGCUCAAUCACCCGUGGAUCAAAGAAGAUGGUGAUGCUCCUGAUGUGCCACUUGACAAUGUUGUUCUCAACAGGCUCAAGCAGUUCAGGGCCAUGAACCAGUUCAAGAAAGCUGCAUUGAGAAUUAUAGCCGGAUGCCUGUCAGAGGAGGAGAUCAAAGGGCUCAAGGAAAUGUUCAAGAACAUCGACAAGGACAACAGCGGGACAAUUACACUUGAGGAACUUAAGAACGGGUUAGCAAAGCAGGGCACCAAGUUUUCAGACAACGAAAUUGAGCAACUGAUGGAAGCAGCUGAUGCCGAUGGCAAUGGAAUGAUCGACUAUGAGGAGUUCGUCACCGCGACGGUGCACAUGAACAAAAUGGAUCGAGAAGAGCACCUUUACAAAGCAUUCCAGUACUUUGACAAGGACAAUAGUGGGUACAUCACAAAGGAGGAGCUCGAGCAAGCCUUGAAGGAACAAGGGUUGUACGACGCCAAGGAGAUCAAGGAGGUCAUCUCAGAGGCAGACUCUAAUAAUGAUGGGCGGAUAGAUUAUUCAGAGUUUGUGGCCAUGAUGAGGAAAGGAUCAGGCUGUGCAGAAGCAUCAAACCCGAAGAAGAGGCGAGAUAUAGUUCUAUAGCGAAACAGGUAGUGUGUAUAGUGGCCGGUUUGUGCACAGUAUCAAAUGUGCACUUACCACGAGUGUAAUGUACACAGUGGAAUUUCCUUCCAAUUUCAUCUCAGGUUGGGCUCAGAUUCAUGGAUGGUCUUGUACAAUGUACUGGCUAGUUACUUGGGAAGAUGAAUUUGUCC